This is a messenger RNA of Aphidius gifuensis, 1570 nucleotides long. RefSeq lists its product as uncharacterized. The coding region runs from base 95 to 1570 and encodes 491 amino acids. Gene Ontology annotation, cellular component: SCF ubiquitin ligase complex. The record is from RefSeq and is a predicted model, not a curated record. The transcript is spliced from 4 exons. NCBI's taxonomy places the organism in Eukaryota, Metazoa, Arthropoda, Insecta, Hymenoptera, Braconidae. Gene Ontology annotation, biological process: SCF-dependent proteasomal ubiquitin-dependent protein catabolic process.
CUGUAUUUAAACAAGUUGCAUGUCAUUCAAGAUUAUUCGGCUUAAUAAUAUAAUUUUAUUGAUAUUGAUUUUACUGUUUCAGAGUUGACUUAAAAUGAGUGCAAAAAGAAUAUGUAUUGAGAAAGACCAAGCAAUCUCUGAUGAUGGUGACAAGGAUCAAAAAGUCGUCAUCAACUCACUGGACUACGACGUAUUAGCACAAAUCAUCAUGUUGUUGCCAUUACCAGGAAGGAUAGACAUGGAAGAAGUUUGUACCAAAUGGAAAGAGGCAUGUCGGCUAGCUUGGUAUGACGUUAAGAAAUACAAAUAUGGAUCAUCAAUUGGACAUUGUCAUGAUAAUCGUUCGUUGACACAACCAUACCCUAAAAAAAUAUUAUUAAGGUGUGGUAAUUAUUUAAAAGAAUUGUCUCUCUCAGAUGUUUAUGAUUCAAGUAUCAUGCCAUUUGUUGGUGAUCACUGUAAAAAUUUAACAAGUCUUGAAUGUAAAUUUGAUAAUGAUUCCCUGAUUAAUAAUGCUGAUCGCUUUGCUCAAGCAUUUACACAGUUGGAUAAAUUGAAAUGCAUCAAAAUAACAGUGGAUUUCAACAACUCGAAUGAGACGAUUAAUCUUUCUGCAAUAAUUGAUAGUCUCCCAGAAGAAAUUAAUGAAAUUAAGUUAUUUGGUGAACGAGGAUGGAAUCGAAAACGAAAAAUUUCCAUGAGUUUUAAAAAAUUUAAAAAUCUUCAAAAAUUGACAUUACAUCACAUCUGUUUAGACAAGAUAAACUUUCAAGAAAUAGCAGACAUAACAACACUUGUUAAUCUUAGCAUUGGAAUAUUUGAUAUACACACAGCCCUUUCUCUUUUUAAUAAAAUCGUUAAUUUGGAAUACAUUGAUCUAUCGAUGGAUUUUGAGUAUAGCUGUGUGUAUAACUUCUCUCCAAAAGUACUAAGUAUAAUGCCUCACUUAGCAAAUACAAUUGUUGAAUAUUGCAAGAAUUUGAAACAUUUUAGAAUAACUAGUAACAAAACAAUAGACACUGUUUUAAAAAAAUUGACAGAGUUGAAAAAUCUUGAAUGUUUAAUAUUGUAUGGUAACUUUCGUUUGCUCGAAGAGGAAUCAAUAAUCGCGAUUUCAAACAAUUGUAAAAAACUAAAACGUUUAGAAAUAGAUAAUUGUACGAUAAAUGAUGACGAGUCAGUAGCUUGUCCAUCUGCUCUUGAUGAGUUAUCAAAAUUACAAUAUCUUGAACAUCUACAUUUGGAUACAUUAAAUCUUGAAGAUAGUGCAAUUAUUGCUAUUGCUAAUAAUUGUAAGAACCUAAAAAGUUUAGGUGUCCGAGGUUGCACGGAUCUUACUGAGACAGGUCUCGUUGCUUUAACAAACUUGGAAAAUUUAGAAAAACUAGAUGUAAGCUAUCUUGAUAAAAUUACAGACAGCUUCCUUAUCAAAUUAAAAGGCUUAAAAGAAUUGAGUUGUUCUUAUUGCCAGGAACUUACUAAUGCUGGUAUUAUACAAUUUAUAAAUAAUAAUCCAGAUCUUGAAAUUCUUGAUGUCCGCUAUAUUAAUUACAUGACAUUUGACAAUUAA